AUGGCCCGCCAAAUAAUUGUGAUCGCAUUGAUCUCACUAGCCGCCUUCGCCGCCGCCGUCUCGGCCCAAUCGCCGGCUGCCGCGCCGUCUGAAUCCACCGCAGCCCCCAUCGCCGCGCCAAAAUCUGCACCGGUGCCAUCCGCAGCCGCCCCGAAGGCCGCGCCAGCUUCCAACGCCACCGGAGUGGGAAUCGCCGACGACGAGACCGAUCCCCCGAUCCCCUCCGAGGAGCCGACCGAGUCUCCGGCCGACUCUCCUGAUGCCUCCGAUGGUGGAUCAUCCACCGACGCGAGUGAUCAGGCGCUGCCGGCGGCUGCUGGCGCCGCCUCGUUGGAGAUCUCUGCCGCCGUCGGCGCCGCCUCGGCCGCCGGAUACUUUCUUAUGUAA
This is a messenger RNA of Salvia splendens (bonfire salvia), 387 nucleotides long. Its product is annotated as classical arabinogalactan protein 11-like. Lineage: Eukaryota; Viridiplantae; Streptophyta; Magnoliopsida; Lamiales; Lamiaceae. The transcript has a single exon. The record is from RefSeq and is a predicted model, not a curated record. Bases 1 to 387 code for a protein of 128 amino acids.